AUGCAUCUUUUGACAUUGCUGUUUGGAUCGAUCCUUGUCUUCAUGGUUGGUCACUCACAAGUCUGUGGCCAUGUUAAUUCAGCGACAUGCAACAGUAAUGAACAGAUGAAGUGUACGAUGUCAUGUGAUUGUGAAGCUAAGUAUUUGACCGAUUGUUGCGCCGAUCCCUCAUUCACUGGUGUAAUAAACAUCAAAACAGGAGAAGGCAAAAUAUUUAAUGCGUACUGUGACCAGGGUUGGACUUACGCUUUUAAACGAUUUGACGGCUCUGAGGAUUUCUAUCGCACUUGGGUUGAGUAUCAACAUGGCUUUGGUAAAACAGAAGGUGAACAUUUCAUUGGAUUGGAUAACCUUGCCAGUUUUGUAAAGGGCCGUAAGUGCAAAGUGCGAAUUGAUUUGGAAGCAUGGCCCCCUGUUUCACCGGCUAAACGAUUUGCUGAAUAUUCAGAUUUCUCCAUCACUGACAAGACCGACAAGUACCGUCUCACCAUUGGUGGAUACAGUGGGACAGCUGGUGAUUCAAUGGCGUACCAUAAUGGGCAACAGUUUACAACAUACGAUCAGGAUAAUGAUAUUUCCAGUGGGAAUUGUGCAAGCCUUUAUAAAGGAGCGUGGUGGUACAUGGGUUGCCACAAUUCUAAUCUAUUUGGUUUGUACGUGAAAGGACCGGUUUGCCCAAAGUAUGCCCAAUGUGUCGCAUGGAAUAAAUGGCCAACAAAAAUUGCAUCCCCUAAUAAUCAGCACUACUCAUUUAAGAAGGCGUCAUUGAAGAUACAUUGCUGUUAAAUUCUACUCAAAUAUUCUGUUCGUUAUUUAGUGAAAUAAAUUACUGAAUAAUAAUUGUUAGCAAUUACUUCUUAGACAUAUUUCAAAAACGGCUAUAGGUCUAUUUGAUAAAUGUACUGACAUGCAUCAAAUUAAUUUGCAGGAAUUUGACUUUUGGGUCACAAACGAUUGGACUAUUCUAGUAUCUAAGUUUCUCAAAGUUCGAAACUACGAAUCAAUACUUGUUAUCAAAAUCCCAGGAAAACCUUUAACCUGUUCAACUUGAAAUUUGUACAGAUGCAAGAGCAGACUAGUGCCAAGAUCUGACUAGGUUUUUGGGCAUGUUGGGUAAAGUACAUAGUUACCAUAUUGCUCUUGCAUUUUCACUGUG
Messenger RNA from Owenia fusiformis, 1156 nucleotides. NCBI's taxonomy places the organism in Eukaryota, Metazoa, Annelida, Polychaeta, Sabellida, Oweniidae. The record is from the annotation of a GenBank genome assembly.